AUGACCGAUCUAUACGGCAUUCUCAACCAAUUGCGCCUGGUCGUCUCACGUUUUGAUGACGAGUCAAUCUCUUCCACCAUUCAAUUCCAGCACAUUGAUACUUGCCGAACACUACUUGACAGGAUUAAGGAAAGAUUAGAUAAAGCUGACCGCGACAAUAUCAGUAGUCAAAAGUCGGCCAUUGGCCGGAAAUUUUCGAAUUUAGGGCGAGCUCUUAUCUGGCCUUUCAGCGUCAUUGAAAACAGAGCACUCAUCGAUGAUGUGACGACACAGAAGUCUACUUUGAUGUUUGCGCUUCAAGUGAAUGGAAUGAAUGCGCUGUUUGAUGCACUCAGUGACCAGAAGAUACAAGGACUAAAUAUAGAAGCGAUACGGGCGAAUGUGCUUGGCCUUAGGAAUGAGAAAGCGGUAUCUAUGUUGAACCAAAAGCAGAAAAAGAUUAUUGAAUGGAUAGCUCCAUAUGAUCCCAGUCAGAGACAUCAAGAAAUUGCGACGAAACUUCGACAACCAGGUACUGGUCAGUGGUUCACCAAGGGAGAUCAGUUUAAGUCCUGGCUUAAUGAAAAGGCAUCGAAGUUGUGGUUGUAUGGCAUUCGUUUAGCAUUCUUCUAUUGCGAUUACAAGGAUAAAAAGACACAGGAUCCUCUAAAUAUCUUGGGUUCUCUGGUCAAGCAACUUGUGUUAGCCGACCGUCGCGGAUUUGCGGAGCUAGAAGCAUGUUGGGUCAAUUAUUGUCCAGAUGAGGAUAUUGGAAUUUCGAACCCAAUAUCAACAGAGCAUCUCUGUGAAUUACUUCGGCAUAUAUCACGUUACUUCUAUAACGUUCAUCUUGUUGUUGAUGCUCUAGAUGAAUGCAGAGAUGGUCGUUUGGAUAUUGUACGUCUUCUGACUGAGCUCAACGCUACCAAGGACAGCAAUAUCAAAAUCAUCUUGGCCUCACGGCUCGAGCCAGACAUCGAGAGUUACUUGGUAUAUUUCAUAAGACUCUCAAUUGCAGCGCACAGAGACGACUUAGAACUCUAUGUACAUUCGAAAAUAGAGCUUCGUCUCCGCGAAACCCAAAAAGUCAUCUGGAACCAAGAGUUGAGAGAAGAAAUCGCACAACGGUUGGUGAAUGAGGCACAGAUCCGCUGGGUAACAUACCAACUAGACCAGCUGUGUGACCUCGAUACCCUCAGGGGUGUUAGGCGAGCCUUGCAUUCCCUCCCGCCGACAUUAUUCGAAACCUAUGAGAGAAUACUAGACUGCAUCAACCUCAGCAGUGAUGAGACCAAAGAGCUUGUCCAUCGAGUCUUGAUUUGGACUGUCUGUGCCGUCGAACCACUCUCGUUAGCCCAAUUACUCGAAGCCGUAUCCAUAGACCUUUCCGAUAAGCAUUUAGACCGAGACGGAAUUCCAAAUGAGCAGAGUAUCUUAAAGAGAUGUAGCAGCCUUGUUAGAAAGAUUGAUGGACCUUGGGGCAUUCGGAUCGAAUUAGCACAUUUCAGCGUCAAAGAAUUUUUGCUACUUCAAGUCCAGAAUGACCAUUAUGCCACGUACCGCGUUUCACAGGAUUAUCAUAACGUUUACAUGGGGAAGAUCUGCCUUACCUAUAUACUGUUCGAAGACUUUCGCGAUAUAAGUCACUACACUACGCAUCCCAAUACAAAAGCCAUCUGCGAAGAUUACGCACUUUAUGACUACGCCGCAAAAUACUUUUCUAAUCAUUUACGUGGUAACACUAACGAUGGAGAAGGUUUGGCAUUGUUGAAACUACUUUUUGAUCCCAUCAAAACAGAUAACUUCGUCUCUUGGGCCCAGAAACUCCUGCGCGGUAGCUCUGGAAUGGUCCUGUUACACGUAGUAGAGCUUUCAGAAUGCAAACAUCAUGCUCAAUCGAGUGAUAAAAAUAAUAUUUUGGAGUAUUUGAUAAAACAUGCCUCAAUAAUCGAUCAGUUUCCUCUAGUCACGGGCGAAUGGGGGGAAUAUCCACGCACAAACCUGAUGGAGCUUGCCAUUCAAGCUCGUUUCGGAUGGGAUAUACUGCUUCAGCAAGGGGCUCAAAUAACGAAUUCCUGUAUCGAAGCUCUUGAGGCGGAGCUCGAGCAUAGCUUUGACUUUGUUACCAGUUUCGUACAAAUUACACGGCCACGAAAUGUUCCAGCACUCAUGAUUCCAAGAUUCAUGCAAUUUGCGCAACAAUUCAAGCGUGUGGAUAAACCUCUCGCAGAUUCAUUCUUCAAUUUUAAUGCCGAAAUUGACUCUACUGGCGAGAUGGCAGUAUUGCACACAGCAAUUGCCUUUGGCCAGACGCACACGGUCAUUCAAAUCUUGAAAAAUAAAAAUAUAGAAACAAAUUCGUAUAACAAAAUAGACGGAUUGAGCUCACUACACCGUGCUUCAAGAGACGGUCAUUUAAAAAUUGUCAAGGUUCUCCUCAGUUGCGGCGCCUUGGUUGAUGUUCGUACUUCAAUGCAUCCCACACACGUCACUAGAACCAAUUUAUUCGGAUUGGAAUGUGUAACUUCUUUUCAUCUAGCCGUGGUGAAUGGUCAUUUGAAUGUUGCCAGAUUCUUAGAAGAGUAUGGAGCAGAUAUCAAUAAACCUGACACGAAAUCGGGAAUCACACCACUCCAUUCAGCCACAGCACAGCGCGUCGAAAUGAUGGAAUACCUAAUUCAGUCUUCGGUAUAUGGUGAUAAUCUUUCGACUACAACACCAACUGGGUGGACAGUACUUAUGGCAGCAGCAAGGCUUGGCUCAAUUGAUGCAUUCGAAUUUGUUCUGUGUAAUUCUGAUCCUUCUAUAGUUCUAUUGCAGGAUGAUACUGGCUUCAAUUGUUUUCACGAGGCUAUAAGAUCGAGCAUUGCCCCCCGCCGUAAAGUUACUGUUCUUAGACGCUCAUGUAUAAAUCCGUCCAUAUCAACCAAAGAAGGGCUCACGCCAUUACAUAUUGCAGCGGAACGUGGGUUCUACACAUUCCGCGAGACUCUUGAAUUUUUCCUGAACUCAUCUUCGUCUGCCUCUCAAGAUCUUUCUGCUCUUCAAAUAAUGACCAAUCAUGUAUACUUACAGAGUCCUGAUUCUCGAUGGGCUUCUCUCGAAAAAUCGGAAGACAUAAUAAACUUUGUCUCGGAGUCUGGAUUAUCUACUCUACAUAUUUUGAUACGCAGGGUAUAUUCUCCUCCCUAUGAUGGGCUCAGAAUGCUUAGAUUGCUAUUAUCAUCUUAUCGGAAGAUCAAUUUAGAAGUCGGAGACAUUGAAGGAAGAUCGGCCUUGUUAGUACUUUGCAAUGAAGGACUUCAGAAGGUACAGGGAUAUAAUCAUUGCAAGCACCUCUUUGCUGGUGCCAUAGAGUUGUUGUUGCGUUAUGGAGCUGUUACCACUCGACAAGAUGUGGAAGGAAAUACAGCACUUCACUAUCUCUCUCUGUUGGCGGCGAGACCGUCGAUGUUCACUGAUACUUCCGAAAUUCUCGAGUCAAACAGUCCCACCUGGAGAAGUGGAGAUGAUAAAUAUGAUCAAAAUGAUGGCAGAAAUAAAAGUGAUUACGUUCCCAAACAUUACGAUGAAGAUUAUGGGAAAUACGACAUUACAAAUGAUGAUAUUGGAGGUUAUGACGAUGAUGGAAGUGACGACGACGAGAGUGAUGAUUAUGACAAUGACCACGAUUUUUUGACGGAGCUAUACCCCACAACUCAACUGAUUUGUCCAAGGAGCAACGAUAUAAGCUUGUUGGAGGUACUCAACGGAUCUAAGAUUACAGCUCUGCACAUAUUUUUCAGGAAUCUCGACGCCAUUUGCCGCCAACCAUUCGCCAUUAAAAUUGCGCUCAUGUUAAUAUCUAAAGCUUCCGAAAACCAGCUCAAUGACACCUUGAUUAAUGGCCGCAGUCUCUUUAACGUUACUCUUCAAUCCAACCAAGGCCAACUCAGCCAGAUGCUCAUUAGCCUCGGGGUAGAUACUGUAUCUUCGGAUCGGGGAGACCCUCUGCGAACAGCUCUCGAGAUUCUCUGUAUUCAUGGAUCGCACCAUAAAAGUAUUGUCAAAAAGAUUAUUAAGGAUCACACGAACAGCACUACGCUCGACGUUGAUGGUUUCACUAUACUUCAUCUUGCCUGUAUCUAUAAACAGGUCAACGUUCUCGAAGAAUUACUUUGUGCUGGUUGGAAGACACAUGUCUUGAGCCGAAAUGAAAACCCGUUGAUUGUAGAAGGUAUUGAAUCUGGAAAUACAGCAAUGGCUAACUUGCUGCUAGAACAUGGAGCAAUUCUGCUGAACAAAUACGAAUAUAAAUCUGAUAUCGCGUUUUCUCUUUCAGUUGCGCCAAAUCAUAUGAUGUGUAAGUUUCUCAACGAGAAGGGCAUCAAUGAUUGGCACUGCAAAGCCAGUGGGCAUUUCUGGGGACAAUCCGUACCUCGAAUAAGCACAGGGCAGAUAAUAUAUGGCGGUAUUCUGGAGAAAAGGGAAUGGCACUUUGAAAUCGACAAUGUGACAUCUUUGCAUGAUGCAUCUAUACAUGGCACCAAAGAGACUAUGAUGUGUGCCCUAGAUUUUGGGAACCAAUUGGAUGUCAAUAUUACUGCGGAUUUUGGCAUCACUCCACUAUUCUUCGCGAUCUUUGGCAAGAGGCUUGAAAUCACUGAAUUGCUUCUAUCAAAAGGUGCCGCAACUAAGGCCAUCUACGGCCCUCGGAAAUUGACACCGCUACAUCUUGCUGUCGCAGGGGGCAAUGAACUAAUUGUUGAAACUCUUCUUCAAUAUGGAUCGGAUGUUCAGGCUCGUGAUAGUGUAGGGCUCACUCCGGCUACGCUUGCUUUGGAUCUUAAGUAUGAAGGUAUAGCGGGAAUUUUGAACAAACAUUUGGCCAAACUUUUAAUAUUUGAGCCCAUUUGUCCAGAUGACAAUAAAUCAGCUACAGAGACUGAUAAAGUGGACGGUGAUAAAUAUGUAUCUGUUGCCAUUGAAGAUGCUAUCAUCCGUCGGGACCUUUUGACUCUGAAAUAUCUACUUCAAAAUGGAAAGCCAGCUCCUCAACAAAAGGUCCACCCUUUACAUAUUGCAGCAUAUAACGGUCAUUCGGCUUGUGUUAGGCUGCUCUUGAAUUAUGAACUCGGAAAUAAAUGUGGAAUUGAUAUGAAUAGCAGCGUUACUAAUCGUCGAUGCUUCGAGGAGGCUCGAAUUGUGAGCAAUGACAAUGAGGUUGUCAAGGACAUCGGCGGAACAGCUUUGCAUUAUGCUUCAUUUCAGGACCACUUGAAUACUAUGGAGGAACUCUUAAAAUCGGGAGCAGAUCCUAAUGCUCAAAACAGGUGGGGAGAAACACCUCUACAUGUUGCCACAGAGGAAGGUCGAUAUCAAGCAUGCCAAGUACUGAUCUCUGCUGGAUCUAACGUUCUAUCUCGGGAUUUUAGAAACUUCUGCCCGAUUCACGUCGCAAUAUGGAGAAAACACAAGCGAAUAGUGGAGUUUAUGAUAAAAGAAUUGGUCAGCUUCGAUAUUUUUCUGGAAGAUGGAGGUGAUCUACUGGCUUAUGCUUGCCGCUUUGGCCAUGCUGAGACAAUAGAAUUACUCUUUGCCGCUGGGAUGAACAUUAAUUUAACCCACAAUAAUGAGUGGCCGACGUUCUUUUCCGUUAUUUUCAACCAGGCUUUGACUGAAGAAUUCCGAAUAAAGUUACUAGCGGAUGUUGAUAAUCCUUACCAAACACUUGGGUCGGGAAGUUUACUUACAGUUCUUUGCAGUGAAUCCCUGCUAUCGGUAGCCAGAAAAUUACUGAUAGGAGUGCCUAAAGAUAAAAUAUACCAAUAUGUCAACUACAUCGGUACAUUUGGAACAGCUCUAUACUGCACAGCAGCAAAGUCUCUAGAGCAAAAUCUAAAAAUGGCGGAGCUGCUCAUAGAUAAUGGAGCUGAGCUUGAAAUCAUUAAACCAUCACACGGCACACCUCUAAUGGGUGCGGGUUACUAUGGUUGUUAUAACAUGGUUGCGAUGCUUCUCAGAAAAGGGGCAAGAACCACAUGCAACAAACAUGAUGGGACACAAAUGACUGCAGGUGAAGAAGCUAGACACCAUCCUGACAUAGUAUCGUUACUCAAGAACUUUGAGGAGAAAGGUAUUGAAGCCUUAAAUGAGCCCAGGCCAACACUAAUUGCCAAUAUGAUGAAGUUUGAGGAGUGUUUGAAUGGGAUUUCGGAAGGAAAGGAACAAGAAAAAGAUCAGGAGAAGGAGGGAAAAGAAACGAAGAAGAGGAGGGAGAAAAAAGCAAGGAAGAAUGUUGCGAGAAAAUUGAUGAAGAUGAAGCGCACCAGAGUGAUGUCUUUGAGAGAGACAAGGAGUAGAUGUUUUCGGGUUGCCAAUAGACUAACGGCUUAUUAUCCUAUGUUUAAGUAA
This is a messenger RNA of Botrytis byssoidea, 6372 nucleotides long. RefSeq lists its product as uncharacterized. Gene Ontology annotation, molecular function: protein binding. NCBI's taxonomy places the organism in Eukaryota, Fungi, Ascomycota, Leotiomycetes, Helotiales, Sclerotiniaceae. The record is from RefSeq and is a predicted model, not a curated record. The transcript has 11 exons. The coding region runs from base 1 to 6372 and encodes 2123 amino acids.